ACGGACUGUUCGGACGCUGGAAACACUGCAGUCGUCUUCAUUCUAGCAAACGUCGUCAUAACCUGCUCGAUUUCACCCGUCAUUUGGAUUCGAGCGCUUUACGAGAAGGCUUCGGUGAGGUGAGGUGCAUAUCCGAGCCUUCAUCGUGGUUGUUCAACGAUAAGUCAUGUCUUUCCAUCAAGACCGCGGGGGUCCCAGGCGAGGAAUGCCCCCCGGCCAAAACUACAGAGCCGCCAACCUGAGGCCCCCGCCACCUCAGCCCGCGGUACCCUCGUACCACUACGACCCUCAAGCUCCCGCCGUGCCUGGUUACCACGGGAACAGCAGCGGCUACAUGCCCCCGCACCCCGACUUCAUGUCGUACCCACUACCGCCUCCCCCGACGCCGGGCUCUCUUCACCCGUGCCCCGUGCGUCCGCCCUUCGCCAAGCCGCCUGUGCAGGGCUUCCCUGACCCGCCGCCUAGCUUUCCGCCUCCCCCCUUGCCAGGGACUCCCGUGACCGGCUCACAGAUGCCGCAAAACGCCUACCACCCGUACAUGAUGCCGCCCGUGCCCCCGCCGCCCUUGCCGCACCCGCCCGUGCCUCCCCCCGUGCCCACCCAGUCCGUGCCUUACCCUCCUCCGUACCACAUGGGCUACCCCCAUCCUCCGCAUCCGCCCUUCCCUCCCCCUGUCUUCAGCCCGGGAUACGCCCAAAACCCCGGCUCGUUCAAACCUGAGCAGAGUUUCCACCACAGGGGGCAGUACGAGCACGAGAAACCCGGCGACGGCAGCCGGCGCUCCCCCGAGCGAGGAUAUCGCCAUGAUGACCACCGGAAGAGGGGCUACGCCGGCCACGUGGACAGGCGCCGCGUGGACGUUCCCGGAGGGCGCAAGGACCGCGGCAGGAGCCCGGACAGGCACGGCAGGAGCGAGGGCGCGAGGUACAGGUCCGAGUAUGACAGAGGACGCUCACCAGGCAGCGCACGUCGAAGCCGCGAUCGCAGCAGGGAGCGCUAUCGACACCGAGAGAGUCGAAGGUCCCCGUCACCUGACCGACACCGAAAGAGGCCUCGCAGUCGCUCGAGCAGCAGAGACAGGAAGCGCAGUCGCUGGGAGGAGGAGCGGGACCGCCAGUCCGAGUGCUCGUCGGCUCCGAGCCGAGACCGCGGCUACUCCUCCGGCCGGAGCAGAGAUUCCGAGGAUUGCGUCAGCGGCGCCGAGCGAGAGCGAGGAGAAGCCGAGCGGGGCGAGGACGAGAAAGACGACGCUGACCUGCUGAAGCCCGCCUGGAUCCGCUGCACCCACGCUGAGAACUUCUACUCCAACGACCCCAUGGAUCAAGUGGGAGAUUCAACCGUCGUCGGCACGAGUAAACUGCGAGCCCUCUACGAGCGCUUCGAGGAGGAGCUGGGAAAGAGGCAGACGAGAGCCAAGGAGUCUCGACCCAAGUGGGAACCGCCGAAGACCAAACUGGACGAGGAUCCCGGCAACAGCAGCAGCGAGUCGGAGUGCGAGUCGGACGGGGAGGGAAGCUCUUGCUCCAGCAGCUCGGACUCGGAGUUGUUUGACGUCAUUGCCGAGAUCAAGAGGAAGAAAGCGCACCCGGAUCGACUUCACGAGGAGCUGUGGUACAACGACCCGGGACAGAUGAACGACGGUCCUCUGUGCAAGUGCAGCGCCAAGGCCCGACGCACCGGCAUCCGCCACAGCAUCUACCCAGGGGAGGAGUCUGUCAAAUCGUGUCGCGGGAUGAACAACAACGCCGGGAAGUUGUUCCACUAUCGGAUAACUGUGUCUCCUCCUACCAACUUCUUGACAGACCGUCCCACAGUGAUCGAGUACGACGACCACGAGUAUCUUUUCGAGGGCUUCUCCGUCUUCUCCCACACUCCUCUCACCAGUAUUCCAUUGUGCCGUGUGAUCCGCUUCAACAUAGAUUACACCAUCCACUUCAUAGAAGAGAUGGCGCCCGAGAACUACUGCGUCCGAGGCCUGGAGCUGUUCGCCUCCUACCUCUUCCAGGACAUUCUGGAGCUGUACGACUGGAACCUCGCAGGACCAGAUUGGGAGAAUAAUGCCGUCGGAUCCCAGCGCUUCCACUUUAUGCCUCGUUUUGUUCGGUUCCUACCCGAUGGUGGCAAGGAGGUGCUGUCCAUGCACCAGGUGCUGCUCUACCUCCUGCGCAGCAGCAAGCCACUGGUCCCCGAGGAGGAGAUCGCCGACAUGCUGCAGUGGGAGGAGCUGGAGUGGCAGAAGUAUGCGGAAGAGUGCAAGGGCAUGAUCGUCACCAACCCAGGCUCGAAACCGAGCUCGGUGCGGAUCGACCAGCUGGACCGGGAGCAGUUCAACCUAGACGUCAUCACCUUCCCCAUCAUCGUUCAUUUCGGGAUACGGCCCGCCCAGCUCAGCUAUGCCGGAGACCCACAAUACCAAAAGCUGUGGAAGAGCUACGUGAAACUGCGCCACCUGCUGGCCAACAGCCCCAAGGUUAAGCAACUUGAUAAGCAGAAGCUGACGCAGAGGGAGGAAGCUCUUCAGAAGAUCCGCCAGAAGAACACCAUGCGCCGGGAGGUGACAGUGGAGCUCAGCAGCCAGGGAUUCUGGAAGACCGGCAUCCGCUCCGACGUCUGUCAGCACGCCAUGAUGCUGCCCGUCCUCACCCAUCACAUCCGCUACCACCAGUGCCUCAUGCACCUGGACAAGCUGAUUGGCUACGUCUUCAAGGAGCGCUGCCUCUUGCAGCUGGCCAUGACACAUCCCAGUCACCAUCUCAACUUCGGGAUGAACCCCGACCACGCCCGCAACUCAUUGUCCAACUGCGGCAUCCGUCAGCCCAAAUACGGCGACAGGAAGGUUCACCACAUGUACAUGAGAAAGAAAGGAAUCAACACUUUGAUUAACAUCAUGUCCCGUCUGGGCCAGGAUGACCCGUCCCCCUCCAGGAUCAAUCACAACGAGCGGUUGGAGUUCCUGGGCGACGCUGUCGUGGAGUUUCUCACCAGUGUCCACUUAUACUACCUUUUCCCCACUUUGGAGGAAGGAGGCCUGGCCACCUACAGAACAGCCAUCGUGCAGAAUCAACACCUGGCCAUGCUCGCUAAGAAACUGGAGUUGGAUCGCUUCAUGCUCUACGCUCACGGGCCGGACCUGUGCCGGGAGUCGGACCUGCGGCAUGCCAUGGCCAACUGCUUUGAGGCCCUCAUUGGUGCCGUUUAUUUGGAGGGCGGCUUGGAUGAGGCCCGGCAGCUCUUUGGACGUCUGCUCUUCAACGGCCAGGACCUGCAGGAAGUUUGGCUCCACUACCCUCCACACCCUCUGCAGGUCCAGGAGCCUCAGACGGAUCGGCAGCUGAUCGAGACCUCACCCGUCCUGCAGAAGCUGACCAGUUUCGAGGACUCCAUCGGCGUGUUGUUCACUCACGUGCGCCUGCUGGCCCGAGCCUUCACGCUGAGGACGGUGGGCUUCAACCACCUCACGCUGGGCCAUAACCAGAGGAUGGAGUUCCUGGGGGAUUCCAUCAUGCAGCUGGUGGCCACAGAGUAUCUCUUCAUCCACUUCCCCGACCACCACGAGGGGCAUUUAACGCUUCUGCGCAGCUCGCUGGUCAACAACCGCACGCAGGCCAAAGUGGCGGAGGAGUUGGGCAUGCAGGAGUUCGCCAUCACCAACGACAAAACCAAACGGCCCGUGGCGCUACGGACCAAGACCCUGGCCGACUUGCUGGAGUCUUUCAUCGCGGCACUCUACAUUGAUAAGGACCUGGAAUUCGUGCACACCUUCAUGAACGUCUGCUUUUUCCCCCGACUGAAGGAGUUUAUUCUCAACCAGGACUGGAACGACCCCAAGUCUCAGCUGCAGCAGUGCUGCCUGACGCUGAGGACGGAGGGCAAGGAGCCCGACAUUCCGCUCUACAAGACGCUGCAGACGGUGGGGCCGUCGCACGCGCGCACUUACACCGUCGCCGUCUACUUCAAGGGCGAGCGCAUCGGCUGCGGCAAAGGCCCGAGCAUCCAGCAGGCGGAAAUGGGAGCUGCCAUGGACGCACUUGACAAAUAUAACUUCCCGCAGAUGGCCCAUCAGAAGCGCUUCAUCGAGCGCAAGUACCGGCAAGAGCUGAAGGAGAUGAGACGCGAGCGGGAGCGCCAGGAGAAGGACGGCGACGAGCCCAACGACGGCAGGAAGUGAGGGGGCCGGCGUCGCUGGAGACUCUCCUCGGUUCGGGACGCGGGUGGAAGUCGCACUGGUAAAGUUGUGUUCAACGUGGAGUCGGAAACUGGGGUGGGGGUGGGGGUGGGGGGGAACUCACACAAAAGAAGAAACAUCAUCAUUUUUAAGCCUUUAAUCAUCUAUUUUUUUUAAUGAGACCCCGUAAAAACAAAGACUUUUUUUUUAAAGAUUGAAAGUGAAAGUAAAUAAACAAAAUUAGAAUUAAGUUGUCUGCAAGUCAAGUCAAUAAUUAAAGUUGGCCGCUGCCCAAGUGUUUAAUACGCCGUCGCCAUCUGUCUUACAUCUGCCACUCAUCCCUCCAAUAAUCCAAAUUAGAUUGUUUUUCUUUUUUUGUUCACUUUGCCCUUCCCAAAUCCGAUUGGCUGUCAAGAUGAUCUGAAUUAGAGAUGAACUAAUUUCCCCUGCCAAGAGGCUUACAGAUCCAUAAAAAAUACCUACUACUACUUUCCUAUUCGCCCUUUUUUGUUUUUUUACUCAGUGAUGCAUAAAUAAUUUUUUUAAAAAUACAUUUAUCGUUCAAAAAAACUUUAGUAAUGGAGGAUGGAAGGAAAGAAUGAAAAUACAAGGGAAAAAAGGAACAGAAGAGAAGGAAGGAGGAGGAAAUGAACUGGAAGAAAGGAAGCAGGUAAAGGGAGGAAAACUAACGAAAUGUAACAGCAGAAAGGAAAAAGGUCUUAUGUUGAGCAGCUAGCCGUUAGCAACUAAGCAGCUGCCGAUGGCGAUCGAUCCGAACCUUUCUCCGCAUCACCUUAAGACGUUUACCACCCUGCUUUCUUUGGCGGAGCCUCAGCUGCCUGCCGGACUUCUCUUGGAAUCUUUCGCCACGCAGCUGGUUGCCAUCAAGCCGGCUGACAAUCAGCCCGUGGGCAACGCUAGCUACGACUCUGUUCACGUGGCGCUCCAAACAUACUUCAAAUUUGAAUGACUUUUGUGUGUUGUUGUUAAGUGUCCUUUGUGUCCCUUGAAAGGCACUCUUUACAGUAAAUCGUCGCGAUAUAAAGUAGCAGUUGUUUGAAGAGUAUAAAAAAAGGUGUGUUUUUAGUAAGUUUGUGUUUUAAUAAAGUGAAAUGUAUUUGAA
This is a messenger RNA of Phycodurus eques (leafy seadragon), 5288 nucleotides long. It is a transcript of the gene drosha, whose product is annotated as drosha ribonuclease III. Gene Ontology annotation, molecular function: ribonuclease III activity; double-stranded RNA binding. The record is from RefSeq and is a predicted model, not a curated record. The transcript is spliced from 32 exons. Gene Ontology annotation, biological process: primary miRNA processing; regulation of gene expression; pre-miRNA processing. Gene Ontology annotation, cellular component: nucleus. The coding region runs from base 167 to 4168 and encodes 1333 amino acids. NCBI's taxonomy places the organism in Eukaryota, Metazoa, Chordata, Actinopteri, Syngnathiformes, Syngnathidae.